Molecule: messenger RNA, 1947 nt
Organism: Vigna radiata var. radiata (mung bean)
Lineage: Eukaryota; Viridiplantae; Streptophyta; Magnoliopsida; Fabales; Fabaceae
Product: L-type lectin-domain containing receptor kinase IX.1-like
Exons: 1
Coding region: 1-1947 (648 amino acids)
Biological process (GO): protein phosphorylation
Cellular component (GO): plasma membrane
Molecular function (GO): carbohydrate binding; ATP binding; protein kinase activity
Source: RefSeq, a predicted model, not a curated record
AUGGCAGGUGGUGAUUGGCCUUUUGGUCUUUAUGCAAUCACUCUAGGGUUUUGUUAUGCAAGAGGAACCUUUGUGUUCCUCUUGAUAAUCCCUCUUGAAAAGGCUCAUUCACAACCGUUUUCUUUCUAUUACAAUUUCAGAAACGCUGCGGACGUAGAAAAGGUAUACCUUGAAGGAAAUGUUUCUGUUUCAAAUUCUGGCAUCAACCUCGCAGUGGACUCAAACCAUGGUGGAACUGGGAGUGUUGGGCGAGUAACAAGUCCCCAGUUUAUCAAACUAUGGGACAAGACAUCGAAGGAACAAGAAAGCUUCGUCACCCAGUUUUGCUUUAUGAUCAUCCCAAACAAGAGUUCUCGUGGAGACGGUUUUGCUUUCUUUAUAGCAAACCCUAACCUCCCAAAUGUGGAUACAACGGAUGAAAUGAAGCGUGGAGGCCUUGGCAUUGGUAUGGUGAAUGACACAGCACCUCUCUCAACCCGAUUUAAUGAUUAUCAAUAUGUGGCAGUGGAGUUUGACAUUUUCUCAAACGAGUGGGACCCUCGGGACCCACAUGUUGGUAUGAAUGUAAACUCUAUGCGCUCUGAGGUAGUUGAGAAUUGGAGAAUAGAUAAUACUUCAAGAGGCCCUUAUAAGUGUACCAUUAAGUACCACUCCCAAGAUCAAUUCCUGAACAUUUCUUUCACUGGAAUCUUGCCCGAUGGAAAGCGAGUAACACAGCACCUUCUUUACCACAUUGAUUUGGGAAACUACUUAGAAGAGAUGGUUGUUGUAGGUAUAUCAGCUGCAACAGGAGAUGGAUUUGAUCAGUAUACCUUGCUCGAAUGGUCAUUUAGUAAAAUAACACGUAAUGAUAAGAAAGAGCUCGAUAAGACGAUGUUGUUGGAGGGAAUAGGAGUUGGUUUAGGUGGGGCUGUGAGUUUCUUCGUGUUGCUCCUCCUUGUAUUGAGGAAGAGGGGCGAGAAAGAAAAGGAAGAAGCCACUUCAGAAGCCUCUUCUGAUUUGAAAAUGGAUGAUGCGUUCAAAAUGUGCACUGGACCUAAGGAGAUCAGAUACGAGGUUUUGGUAUCUGCGACAAACAACUUUAAAGAGAGACACAAGCUGAGGCAAUGUGUUUUCAAAGGUUAUUUCAAAGACAUAAACACUUAUGCUGCAAUACAGAGGAUAUCAGCCGGUUCAUCACAUGGUGUGAAGGAAUAUGCAGCGGAAGUAAGGAUCAUUAGCCAAUUGAGGCACAGGAAUUUGAUGAAACUCAACGGUUGGUGCCACAAGAAGAAUAACUUCUUUCUGAUAUAUGACUACAUGCCAAAUGGCAGCUUGUAUUCUCAUCUUUUUCAUAGGGAGAGUAUCUUAUCGUGGCAUGUGAGGUACAACAUAGCUCUAGGCUUGGCCUCAGCAUUGUUUUACCUACAAGAAGAGUUUGAAAAAUGUGUGUUUCAUAGGGACAUCAAAUCAAGCAACAUACUCUUGGACUCUAAUUUCAGUGCUAAGCUUGGGAAUUUUGGCCUGGCAAGGCUUGAGGGUCGUGAGAAAAGGUCAAAAACAACAGUUAUAGCUGGAACAACGGGUUACCUUGACCCAGAAUAUAUUAUCACAGGCAAGGCUAGAAAGGAAUCUGACAUGUUCAGCUUUGGAGUUGUUUUGUUGGAGGUAGCAAGUGGAAGAAAAGCCAAUGACCAAGAAGAGAAAGAGGGUCAACCUCAAGUAUCACUAGUUGAGUGGGUGUGGGAGCUCUAUAGACAUGGAAAUCUCCUUGCAGCAGCAGAUCCAAACCUGAAUGGGGAAUUUGAUGUGCAGCAGAUGGAAUGCUUGCUUGUUGUUGGUGUUUGGUGUGCUAAUUCAGAUAGCAAGACAAGGCCCUCUAUAAGGCAAGUGAUUAAGGUGCUUAACUUUGAAGCUCCUUUUCCUAUUCUCCAUCACCACCUAUCUCCCUCCAACAACAACAGAUGA